Messenger RNA from Sciurus carolinensis (gray squirrel), 1130 nucleotides. It is a transcript of the gene Cystm1, whose product is annotated as cysteine rich transmembrane module containing 1. Lineage: Eukaryota; Metazoa; Chordata; Mammalia; Rodentia; Sciuridae. The record is from RefSeq and is a predicted model, not a curated record. Bases 427 to 846 code for a protein of 139 amino acids. The transcript has 4 exons.
UGCGCUCUCCCUGGUUUCCCCAGAGGGCGCCCCGAGAGGCGGCAGACACAGAGACUGCCCGGGCUCCGGCGGGGCACACACAGUCGGCUGGGGAGACGCGGGGAGCCAGGGAAGCGGCUGCAGCCCGCCAGACACCCACCCGGGCGUCCAGCGGCUGCCCUAGGGUUCCCACAGUUGCGCCACCCGCCCGGCUUCCCAGAGGUGGACUACGGGGUUCCAGGUUUCUGCCGGUCUCUAGUCUCCAGGAGUCGGCGGGCUGAGAGCGGCGCUUGCCCCACCCGGUCUCUGGGGACGUCCGCGGAAGGCUGUUGGAUUUCUUCGCCUUGGGCUGCGAUUUCUGAGGCGUUGCAGUACGUGCUCCAAGCUGAGCCUGCCGGGAGCUGGAGGCCGGUCGGCAUCCCCGCUGGUGCGCUUUGAAGGUUCCUGAUGAAUCGCGAGAACCCCCCACCGUAUCCAGGCCCAGGCCCAACGGCUCCAUACCCACCUUAUCCACAACAACCAAUGGGGCCUAUGGCGGGGCCCUACCCACCUCCUCAGGGAUACCCCUACCCAGGAUAUCCACAGUACGGCUGGCAGGGUGGGCCUCAGGAGCCUCCUAAGACCACAGGUUGCUUUUGCAUAUUUGUCAAACCAGUUAGCCCUGUUCAGUGUAUGUGGUGGAAGACCAAAGAAGAGAUGACCUGGGCCCAUCCACCUGCCUCACAGCCUGCUGGACUGCUCUCUGUUGCUGCUGCCUCUGGGACAUGCUUACCUGAUCAGACCAGCCCUCCUGCCUCGACAAUUCAACCGCCACCUCCAAUAGGUGUGCCCACCCCAUUUCUUCUGAUUGCUGUAAUAAGUGACUAGCUCCGCAGACACCUCUACCUUCAACACUAUGGGAUUCUAGAUUAGUGAGGGUUGCUGCUGUUUAAUUCAGUGACUUGAUCUUUUUAAUGUUCAAAAUCCAUUUCUUAUUGAUCUUUAACAAAUGUGCUAAAUGACUCUCCUUUUAUUUUUUGGCCAAAGGCUUAGUUAUGAAAUAUAUAUUUAUAAUUUUUAAAUUAUACAUUCAAGGUAGUGACGAGAUUUAUUUAACACCACUGAAUGAUUUCUCUGCUAACACCCUGUUUCAAUAAACAUGUCCAAACCUC